GUUAUUUAAUCCUUUGGUCCACCCCAUGCUUUUAAGUCAUGUUCCUCCCUCCUUUUUUGACCCUUAGCCUUUUUCUUCUUUUCAAUUCUCAUAUGGGUUUGGAACUUUUAUUUGUAUAAUUAGCUUUCUUUGACAACUAAGUUGUGUAAUGGCCAUGGAUGGGCAACAAUCAUCAACAGAAAAUGGAAGAGAAUCAGUGGGAGAAAAGGGUCAUGAUCCAAUUGCUCAAGCUGGAACUGGCUCUUUUCCUGGCUUCAUUGGGAAGCAUAGAUUGCAGGCAGCCAUAACCCACCUCAAUAACCAAAUUACAAUUUUGCAGGAAGAAUUGGAAAAACUUGACUCAAUUGGUGAAUCCUCCAUCCUGUGCAAGGAUGUAAUUUCAAGCGUUGAAUCCAUUCCAGAUCCUCUCCUUCCACACACUAAAGGUUCGGUCGAUGCUGGUUGGGAUCGAUGGUUCGGAGGUGCCCACCACUCAAAAAAUCAUAAACGCUGGAUUUAGAUAUUUUAUUUUAUAUUUAUAUAUUUUUUGGUAGAACUAUGAACAUAAUUUAAUAUUUCCCUGCAAGUG
Abrus precatorius (Indian licorice) is the source of this 568-nucleotide messenger RNA. Its product is annotated as guanine nucleotide-binding protein subunit gamma 2-like. The coding region runs from base 149 to 499 and encodes 116 amino acids. NCBI's taxonomy places the organism in Eukaryota, Viridiplantae, Streptophyta, Magnoliopsida, Fabales, Fabaceae. The transcript is spliced from 4 exons. The record is from RefSeq and is a predicted model, not a curated record.